GUCUAUAUAAGCGGGCAUGGAAACCAAGUAACACUUCAAAGGUCUAUAAGAAUUUAAGUUGCACACAUUGAGUUCAUCAUGAAGGAGGAAACGGAGAAAAUACACCUCAUCUCAAAACUAAAAGAGGACAGGCAGCCCUCAAAGGGAAGACAACUUAUUGUGCUAAUGGCUUGCAUGUACAUGCACUUUAUGUCGCUAGGUUUCACCGUGUCUCUUGGUGUAAUCUAUGUGGAACUUAUCAGAUACUUCGACACGCAAAGAUCCCUUGCAGCUCUAGUUCAGAGUAUGUACCAAGGUCUGACCAAUUUGGGUGGGUUGUUCUUCGCUGGGACAAUACAUUCACAUGGCGUCGGAAAAGCUACAAUACUUGCUUCGGUAUCUGGAGCAGUUUCGUUAUUUAUGAGUUCUUUUUCAGUGAACAUAUACAUGGUUAUAAUUCUAAUUGGACUAUUCGGUGGGCUGGCGAUGAGCGUUAACUAUCUGAGUGCCUUUAUUGCCGUGGGCUGGGCAUUCACAAAACACCGUCGAACAGCGCUGGCUUUGCUUACAAUGGCUACUGCAGUUGGUCAAACUGCUCUUCCUAAUAUAGUGGAACUCAUUAUAUCAGAGUACGGAUGGAGUGGUGCUAUCAUCAUAGCCAGUGGGUUAGUGCUGAACAGUUUACCAUGCGGGCUUAUACUAUAUUCAUCCGAAAGCUAUUUUACCAGACACAAACACGUUGGUGAAACCGAAAAGUUACCAUUCUGUACCUGUCAAUCAAGAGUGGAUGUUGCAUUUACCCUGUUCAUGGUGGUAUGCGCCGUGUUUCCUGGAACAGGCGCGGUUGAAAGCUGGUUCAUAGUCGAUCUGACAGAUCUUCGCGGAUAUGGACGUCAAGCAGGUACCGUGCUCCUCUCUCUAGUCGGCCUCUUUGGACUCAUUGGCAGAAUGGGCGGGACCCUUCUAUUAAAGAUAAGACCAUCAACCCGUGCAGCGAUUCCAUUAGGUGUGUCCUUUGCGUUCUUUGCACUUGGCCAUUUCACUGUGAUAUAUUUUGUGAAGUAUAGCACUAUGCUUGCGGGUGUCAUUUUCAGAGGAAUUUCCGUUGGGUUCAUCAUGUGCAUCCAACCUGGAAUGUUGCUAGAAUUAAAAGGCAUUGACAGGUUUCCGAAGGCAGUGGCGUUGAGUAACUUCCUCAGUGGUAGCGUGCAGAUAGCAUGUGGGUACAUGGGAGGUUACAUCGCUGACCUCACUGGAGGGUAUGAAAUAGCGUUCUACAUUGCAACAGUUGUCGCUGUAGGAUGUAGUGCGUGCCUGUUCAUAAUUCAAGCAUUACUUUACCGUGUGACUCAAACCAUUGGUGUAGCACCUUAGUCUGGUAUCAUAAUUCAAACUUGUUAUAUUUUAUGAUUGAACAUUGGUAAACAACAUAGGACUAAAAUAAUAUAGGCGUUAACUACCAGAGGAUCUAUUUCCAUAAUAGUGCAAGCAAAUGAACAUAGUCAGCGUACCGUCUGCUUGAUAACCCAGUAUGUAUUCACUGGUUACUUUUAGGUUCCUUGAAGAUGGGCGCAUAUAUGUAUAUUUUAUGUUUU
Molecule: messenger RNA, 1574 nt
Organism: Mya arenaria
Lineage: Eukaryota; Metazoa; Mollusca; Bivalvia; Myida; Myidae
Product: monocarboxylate transporter 3-like
Exons: 1
Coding region: 79-1353 (424 amino acids)
Biological process (GO): transmembrane transport
Molecular function (GO): monocarboxylic acid transmembrane transporter activity
Source: RefSeq, a predicted model, not a curated record